Messenger RNA from Caenorhabditis bovis, 666 nucleotides. Lineage: Eukaryota; Metazoa; Nematoda; Chromadorea; Rhabditida; Rhabditidae. The record is from the annotation of a GenBank genome assembly.
AUGCCGACAGCUGCAUUAGCAUCAGUCGCGAGAGUACUCCGCCUCAACGCCGACACAUUCGAAGAAGCUGUCGAAGCCGCCGCCGCAAUUUUGCUCCGCGGAGGUGUUGUGGCACUUCCAACGGACACCCUUUAUGGAAUAUCAACAUUAAUUCCAUAUUCGGAUCGACUAUAUGCAUUGAAAAAACGACCGUAUGAGAAGCCAUUGGGAAUUUUCAUUCCCAGCCCGCAAUCGGUGCCGCUGGUUGCAAGACAAACGAUCAGCGAUAAGCUAGCAUAUAGGCUUCUCCCAGGUCCUGUAACUCUGGUAUUUGAGCGACUUCCGGCACUACCACCUGAUUUUAAUCCAGGGGUUUCAAAUGUGGGAGUCAGAGUUCCUGAUUCGGCCAUUGUUGCAGCUAUUUGCAGAAAAGUUGGUCAACCAUUAGCGCAAACGUCAGCAAAUAUCAGCGGAUCUUCAUUGAACCCCACGUGUUUGGAAGAUUUCGAAGAAUUGAUUCCGCUCCUAGAUUUGGUUAUUGAUGGCGGCGAAAUACAAUCAGGUUCACAUGAAGGAAGCACCAUUGUUGAUUUAUCAGUUCCGAACAAGUUUAAAAUUAUCCGAGACGGAUGCGCAAAGAAGAGAACCGAAGAGGUUUUGAGGGAAUUUGGGCUCGAUGAGCUUUGA